Molecule: messenger RNA, 3530 nt
Organism: Saccostrea cuccullata (small rock oyster)
Lineage: Eukaryota; Metazoa; Mollusca; Bivalvia; Ostreida; Ostreidae
Product: TSC22 domain family protein 1-like
Exons: 3
Coding region: 223-1974 (583 amino acids)
Biological process (GO): negative regulation of apoptotic process; positive regulation of cell population proliferation; regulation of transcription by RNA polymerase II
Cellular component (GO): nucleus; cytosol
Source: RefSeq, a predicted model, not a curated record
UUCGUAGCUGCUCAUGUCCGCCGUCGUCGAAGAAGGUGAGGUGUAGACAUACAAUACAACUUGUUUUAUGUAAAAAUAAUCGAGGAAUUCCUUGUGUAACAUGUAAAUACAUUAAUUGUAAACUUCAACAAUGGGAAAAUUAUAUCAGAGACUGUGUCUCUCAUGGGACCCUCUAUUUAAUGAGAGAGAAGUGUUUUUCGCACGGGUUUGAAGUUUAAAAAAAUGGCAUCGAAUUCUGAUAAAAUGGCCGUGACAGUGGAUAACCAUACGAAUUCUCCUGUUAACGAGGAAAAUAGUCGAGAUGAGAACGAUUCUAAAGUAGUGGUAGGGACAAAUAAACACGGAUCGGAAGGAGUACACAAAAAGAAGACUUUCAAGAUCACAAGUAUCACGAAGAACCGAGGUGGCAGCAGUGAGGCUCAGAUUGGGGAACUGGAUGGUGAUUCAUUAGAAGAUCUGGAUGAGACGGUGGAAAGUCACACGGAGGACGCGAGUUCUGAGAUUCUGGAUGGGUCAAAGUAUGAAGAUGUGGGGGACCAGAGCCCCCUGGAGGAGAACACUUUCACAACAGAUGCUGAAUCUGAGACAGGUAGGGAGGUCAAAGAUAAGGGUGACCAACACACUGUCACCAGGUUUAAAGUGGUCAAAGUAGAAACAAAGGAACCAUUCCGAAGAGGCCGAUGGACUUGCAGAGAUUCUUUAGACACGCCGGCAAUGGCAGAUGCCAGUGACACAAAAGUUAGUACUAAAGAGAAAGACAAAGUCAAUUCCGGCAAUUCCAGUGCGUGUAGUUCUGUACAUUACGAUUAUGGUCAAGAUGAACCUUCCAAAAACCCUCUACUUAUUGGGAAUACAUUAAAUCAAGUGAAUGAUCAAUUAAAUGAAUUGAAUCAAGCCUCUGCGCUUGUUAUGAACCAAAACCCUGUAAACGUUCACAUGACGCAGACUGGUCAGUUAGUAUGGAGUGACGGAACACAAAUGCCACAAUCUUCAAUAAACCUUGCCGCUUCCUAUGGAAUGCCCCCUCCUCCCUCCACUCCAAAUAUGAAUCAGAUGCCCAAACUUUUGUAUCGUGUUCCGCCACCAAUGGGCGACCAGGCAACGAUUCAGUCUUAUAUCAAUGCCAUGAAUUCUGGGGCCCCCACUUUUACCCCGGGUCAACCCGCUGUCAGUGUCAGUCAAAGUGUCAUUGGCUGUCAAAGUCAAGGUCAGUUACAGACAGUGUCGGUACAGGCCAUGCCAAAUGGACCACUAGGUGUCGGCUCACAACAACUGCAUAUUUCAAAUGCACCUGUGAUAAGCUCACUUCCUAAUAGCAUUAGUGUCUCGUCAAGUAACAGUGAUGUAGAAUAUACUCAGUCACUUCCAAAGACAGUUGAUCCAGUGCGACAACCUCCAACGAACAUACAGACACCUGCUCUGAAUCCCGAGAGCUACAGUGUUCCAAAUGUAGCCCAGACAAGUAACAUUACUUCCCCAGGGGAAUAUCAUGACAAAAGUGCAAAAGAAAAUUUGAAUAUACCCAAUAGUUUAAUGCUUACUUUGUCAGCUAGUCAAACCAAUGCAGAUCAAGUUGUAAAUGAAAACAUAUCAGACAAGCCCCCGCAAGACCCCAAAGGCCUGGUGGAGCAGGAGGAGCCAGGAAACUCCUCCCUGACCCCCAUCUUGACUGAGUCUGCUGUUGCAGAAGCCGUGGGGAACAUCUCUAGUCCAACCAAAGAAGACACAGAAAGUGGUUCAAGCACAGUUGCCAUUGAUAACAAGAUUGAGCAAGCUAUGGAUCUGGUCAAGAGCCAUUUGAUGUAUGCCGUAAGAGAAGAGGUGGAAGUACUGAAGGAACAGAUCAAAGAACUCAUCGAGAAAAACUCACAACUCGAGCAUGAGAACAACAUCCUGAAAGCUGCCGCCAGUCCAGAAACGCUGGCCCUACUGGCUCAACCCCGCCAGUCCCAGCCCCCUCCCCCAUCCUCAUGACAACCUCGACCCCCCGGGGCCUGAGACGGCCCCGCUCCACUCAAAGCUUCUAGUGUCUCGGUACCACCAGACCACAUCCCCCUAAGGAAUUAGGGAAGAGUUGCUGUAAAAGUCCAAAAUGAAAGGCUCUCAACAAAGAAUGGACAGGCUUUAUGUACAAAGCAUGGUGUUGAUGAAGCCUAAGGCUGCAUCGGAAACUCUAGGCAGAGACAGUUUUUUUCGGAAACCUGUGGUUCGGUUGUGCAGUUGUUGGGGAAAGGUCGUUGACAUACUCAUGUAAUGAUACCGGUACACAAAGUGACAUUCAAAUGUACAAACAUAUUUAUAAUUAUCAAAAAAUACAUUCAUGACAUAUUGUUAACACUGAAUUAAAAAUUUGGUAUAUUCCAAAUCAUCUCUGAUCAUUCCUAUAGUUGACAUUGAGUCAGAAUUAGUUGCUCCAAUGAGGAAAAAAAAUGAUUGUGGAAUAAUGGAAUGAAAUUUUAUUCAUUUGUAUAUGAAUUAAUUUACAUUGUUCACAUAGAUUGCAUUUUUUUAAAAACACUGUCUUUUAUCCAAAAGAAUUAGUUUUAUGAAAAAAUGAGAAAAAGAAUAGUGUCAUUCUUAUUUGUGCCAUGUUAAAAAUGAAGAUCUUUGUUGGGUCUACAAGCUUCAUUUGAGCUCGUAAGGUGCUUUUAUAAAAUACAUGUUUUAAUGGACGUAAUAAGCAUGAGACCCCUGGCCAGUAUAUAUAACUAAGGGAUGGAGAUUUAUAUUUUUUUCCUGUGGAAUUAUAUGUAACAAUGCAAAUUGUGAAAGAGUUACUUUGCAUCAAAUGUUUGAAUAGAGGGCAAUUGUUUGCAAAGUGAUUAUAAAAUGAGAUUAUGGCUGUACAUAUAUCUCGCCAAAUCUGUACAUAAUGUAAAAAAAUAUAUUAAUUUUUCUCUGUAUUAAUUAUGAAAAGUAUAUUUUUUAAUUGUUGAAAAAAUGAUAUGUAUACAUUAAAAGCAUAAAAUUGCAAUGCUAUUUCCAGCCAAUUUUAUUUUCUUUAUUCUUUCUCAGUGAGUAGUCUUUGGUUUUGAUAAAAAAAAAAUGUGAAACAUUAUAUUUGGAUUCUUUUGCUCAUCUUUUGUGAACUAGUCAUUUUAAAAAAAGUGAAAGUACUUGCAUGCACAAAUUAGAAAGUGAAUGAAAAUAGAAAAUCAAUUAUCAUGGCAUUUUUAAUUUAUGGAUUUAUUUUAUACAAAUCAUUGAAUUAUUGUUAGGUCUUAAUUGUUUUAACAUCACUUAAGAUGAGGCUGUAUAAUUUGUGGUGCAGAAUAGAGUUGUGUCCCUUGAACAUUAAUGUAAAUUCAGUUAAAAAGUUUUUAAAAUAACAGUGGGUUUUUAUUUAGCCAUUAUUGUUAACAUUAUAAGUGCUGCGAACAUUUAUUUGAUGUGAUAAGUGAAAAAUAAGCCAUAGACAUCUACCAUUGUUUGUGUGUUUUGACUAGCAUUAUUUGUCAAAUUUAAAAAAAAAAAUAAAAUGUGAUAUGCUUGGAAACAAAUCUAUAUUAAAAUUUGCAUAUAAUAAAAAA